AUGCCGCCUGUUUUCGUGGUCGUGGGCGACCGCCGCUACGCGCUGUCCGAGACGCUGCGCAGCGACGCGCUGGCCCCGAUCUUCGCUGACGUCUGGACGGCGUCACGCGUGUGGGACGCCAGCCGCUUCUUGGCCGAGCGCCUCGUGCGCUUCGCCUCGUCCGAGUCGCCCGUGGCGUUCGACGUCCGCGCCGGGCAGUCCGUGCUCGAACUUGGCAGCGGCUGCGGCCUCGCGGGGCUCGUGGCGUCCAGUCUGGGGGCCGACGUGCUGCUCACGGACCAGAAAGAGGCACUGGAACUGCUGCGGCGCAACGUCGAGACGAACGCGGCGUCCGAGAGCGCGCGCGCGCGACUGCACGUGGCUGAGUGUGACUGGGGCGCGGACGAGCGUCUGCCCCGCGACAGCUAUCGCUACGUCCUCGUGUCCGACUGCAUCAAUCCCAUUUACGGCCGAGAGAGCUGGCGGAAUCUCGCGCGGACGAUACGCCGAUUCAGUGACGGCGAGACGCGCACGUACGUGGCGCACGAGGUUAGGGGAGAGGACGAAGCCAUGACGGACUUUCUCGCGUUUUGCGCCGACUGGUUCGUGUGCGACUGUAUCGACCGCGAAGGUCCGAUGCGGUUGUUUAGGCUGACAGAGCGGUGCGAGUGA
Molecule: messenger RNA, 651 nt
Organism: Hyaloperonospora brassicae
Lineage: Eukaryota; Oomycota; Peronosporomycetes; Peronosporales; Peronosporaceae
Source: the annotation of a GenBank genome assembly